Drosophila innubila is the source of this 974-nucleotide messenger RNA. RefSeq names its product MIT domain-containing protein 1. Lineage: Eukaryota; Metazoa; Arthropoda; Insecta; Diptera; Drosophilidae. The record is from RefSeq and is a predicted model, not a curated record. Bases 127 to 846 code for a protein of 239 amino acids. The transcript has 3 exons.
GAAUCAAAACAAAUGUGAAUUCAGGCAAAAUCGCUUUAUUUACAUAUAAUUAAAUAGUUAAUUUUAAUAGAAAUUUUGAGAGAUUAUCUUAAAGGAAUGUGUUAGAGCAUCGAUCGAUCAAUCAGCAUGACUGCCGCACUGCAAGCCAAGGAACUGUUGAUACGCGCCGUCGAAUGCGAUCAGAGUGGUCGAAUUCUGGAGGCGCAGACGCUCUAUCAAGAUGGUAUCGCCCAGCUGAUGUCAUUUGUCAGCAGCGAACCCGAUGAACAGAAGCGCAAGGGAUUUCUCACACGAAUCAAGGAGUAUAUGGAUCGAGCAGAUGCCAUCAAAGCUCGUGUCAAUGGCAAAUUAAUGCUCGGCGAGGUGGUUACCCACAUAUCGAUCGAGGAGAACGACACGGGUUAUGAUUAUGUGCAGAUAUUUGGCAAAUAUAUGACGAAUCAAACGGUGGAGAUACUGCUGGAGGAGCCCUACAUGACCCAAAACUAUCAGUAUCAAAAUCUCAUAAGAUUCCUGGAGCUGGCUGUAACAAAUUGUGCGCACUUUAAAUAUUUCCGACUUGUAACCAAAAAAGACACCAAUAACCAUGAGCAGCAAAAGACGAAUAUGGGACAAAUCAAAGCUGAUCUGGAACGCAGACAUAUUGCUUUCUAUAUCAAGUACGAAGAUUCCCUGCAUGAUCGAAAAAUAUUCUUGAGCAAUGGUUAUAUUAUCAAAAUCGGACGUGGUCUGCAUUUUUACAAGGCCUCCAAUCCCAUGUAUUCCAUUGGCUUGACCAAUUACAAAUACCGGAAAUGCCUGCAAACGGAUGUGGACAUUUGGCGCACCUCAAGCACGGCCAAUUAAAAUCGACAUUCAAAUUCCAAAUGAAACGUGAGCGUAAAUAGUGAAAAGUAUUUCUUGUGUGAGUUUUUAAACUGAGUAAAUUUAAUAAUAAAGUUCUACAAAUUUUUGUACCUUUUUUUGCGUAAAAA